AUGCGCCACGACUUCACAAUAAAUCCAAGCGUACCCGCUAGGCGCGUCUACAUAAGUGUAGCCGAUACUCCUGCAUCACAAGCAUCAACUGAACAUCCUAACAGGAUCUGCAGUCAAACUGAAACCUACGUGUCUUCAAAAAAGAUUUAUCAACAUGGAAUCUUCUGUGGUCUGCUCACUGCUCAGAAGGAACCAGUUCCUCUAAAGAGCAUCGAGGUGGAGCUGCAGGUGAGGGACCAUGUAGCUACAGUGGUUUCCACUCUGAACUACGAGAACAAGGAGGACAAACCAGUAGAAGCUGUUUUUGUCUUCCCUCUGCCUGGAGAUGCAGCUGUGUGUCAUUUCAGUGCAAAGGUUGGACAGACACAUAGUGUAGCUGAAGUGAAGGAGAAACAGCAGGCUCGAGAGGAGUAUGAUGAUGCUUUGAGCUCUGGUCAGCAGGCCUUCCUGUUGGAGGAGAGUGAUCAGAGUCCAGAUAUAUUCUCUCUGAGUGUGGGCAGUCUGCCUCCAGGAGAGAGCACCUCCAUCAGGCUGGAGUACGUCACUGAGCUGGCUGUGCAGGCUGAUGAUGGGCUGAGGUUCUGUCUGCCUGCUGUCCUCAAUCCUCGCUACCAACCUCAGGGUAGCGAAGAUGUCAGUGUCCAGGUGACCUCAGUACCAGCCUCUCUGGUUCCCUACAGUCUGUCCUUUUCUGCCCGAGUCUCCUCUCCUCGUCCAGUCUCUAAAGUAGAGUCCAGUUGUUCCCUGGAGCCUCUUCAGUACCUCAACACUGAUCAGACACAGGCCAUGGUUAAGUUGGCUGCAGGACACAAGUUUGACAGAGAUGUUGAGCUGCUGAUUUAUUACAAAGAUGCCCACCAGCCCACUGCUGUGGUGGAGGCAGGACAGGCCUCUGCAAAGCCUGGAACUCUGAUGGGUGAUCCAGUGGUGAUGGUGAGCCUGUACCCUGAGUUCCCCCAGUCUGUGAUGUCCUCACUCGCCUCAUGUGGGGAGUUUGUGUUCUUAUUGGAUCGAUCGGGAAGUAUGGACUGUUCCAUCAAUAACAGCAAGCAGGAAGAAACUCGCAUUAGCAGUGCAAGGGACACUCUGCUGCUCCUGUUGAAGAGUUUAUCAAUGGGCUGCUACUUCAAUAUCUACAGUUUUGGGUCCAUAUUUAAACACAUCUUCCCUAAGAGUGUAGAGUACAAUGAGAAAAGCAUGGAGGAGGCUCUGAAGAAAGUUGAGGAGAUGCAGGCUGACCUGGGAGGAACAGAGAUCCUUGAGCCCCUUGAAUACAUUUACAAGCAGCCCUGCAUUCCCAAGCAGCCCAGACAGCUGUUUGUCUUCACUGAUGGAGAGGUGGACAACACCAAAGAAGUUAUUGAUCUGGUUAAGAAGAAUGCAGGUUCCCACAGGUGUUUCUCUUUUGGGAUUGGAGAAGGAGCCAGCUCUGCUCUUAUUAAUGGGUUGGCCAAGGAGGGAGGAGGUCAUGCUCAGUUCAUCACAGGAACUGACAGAAUGCAGCCAAAAGUGAUGCAGUCGCUGCGGUUUGCACUGCAGCCUGCUGUGGCGGACAUCUCAGUAACAUGGGAUUUACCAAAGGGAGUGUCAGCCACUGUCCUCUCUCCACCAAUCACAGCAAUUUUCCAGGGGCAGAGGUCACUGAUUUAUGCCCAGCUCACUGGACAGUGUUUAGAGGCAGCAGAGGGCUGUGUGAUGGUGAAGUACAGCCUCGCAGGUCAUCCCUCUCAGAACCAGCUGCACUUCCGUCUCAAACCAGCAGAGGACACUGGAUUAACAAUCCACAGGUUGGCUGCUCGUACUCUGAUUCGCUGCCUGGAGUUGGAGGACAGAUCUGACAGAGGACAGCAAGAUGAAGGAGUGAAGAAGAAGCUGGUGGAGCUCAGUGUCCAAUCAGGAGUGAGCAGUUCUUUUACUGCCUUCAUUGCUGUCAACAAAGACAGUGGCGAGUCGAUUCAAGGACCUCUGGAACGCAGAAAUAUUCCAACACCAAGGUUUUAUUCACCGAUGUUGUGUAGUUCUCCAACGAUGAGGUUACAUCCAGUUCCCAUGAUGGCCUACCCAAGAGUCUAUGAUUCUGCUGAUCUGGUGUGUGAAUCAACAGAACUUUUGGAAACCUAUCAUUUUGCUGACUUGACUGAAAGUUAUGAUGAUGUAGAAGAUGAAGCUGCUGUUCCCCAGCAGCCCCUCAGAGGCCCUCUGCUACAGUUGGUGUCCCUGCAGAAGGCGUCUGGUUACUGGAUGCUGGAUGCAGCUUUGGCCUCUGCACUUGGAAAAACCAGUGAGGAGGUGGAAAAGUCAAAGCCUGCACCGGUUAACAAGGAGGUGUGGGCCACCAUUCUGGCUCUGAUCUGGCUUCAUGGUUUCAAGAUGGAUGUAAAGGAGGAGUGGGAGCUUUUGGCCAUGAAGGCUGCAUCAUGGCUCCGUGCUCAGAAUGCACCAUGUGUGACAGAGUGUGUGGAAGCAGGAAAUGUGCUGCUGGGCUGCAGCGUGCAGAAAGACGCUCUGGGGAUCUGAGGUUUUUAUUAAAGAGGCUUCAUUUUCAGAAUGCAUAUUGCUCUUUGCAACAUGUGCCUUUACAAUGUACCUUACUAUGAUUGAACUGCUUCUAUCUACUGUGUACAAAAUCCACAAUGUAAUGGCUUAAGGUAUGUACACUGCAGUUACUGUGCAAAUAAACUAUAGUAGUUAAGCAGUUAA
This is a messenger RNA of Melanotaenia boesemani (Boeseman's rainbowfish), 2700 nucleotides long. Its product is annotated as von Willebrand factor A domain-containing protein 5A-like. Bases 1 to 2517 code for a protein of 838 amino acids. Lineage: Eukaryota; Metazoa; Chordata; Actinopteri; Atheriniformes; Melanotaeniidae. The record is from RefSeq and is a predicted model, not a curated record. The transcript has 21 exons.